Papaver somniferum (opium poppy) is the source of this 714-nucleotide messenger RNA. Its product is annotated as cytochrome P450 71B36-like. NCBI's taxonomy places the organism in Eukaryota, Viridiplantae, Streptophyta, Magnoliopsida, Ranunculales, Papaveraceae. Gene Ontology annotation, molecular function: monooxygenase activity; oxidoreductase activity, acting on paired donors, with incorporation or reduction of molecular oxygen; heme binding. The record is from RefSeq and is a predicted model, not a curated record. The transcript has a single exon. Bases 1 to 714 code for a protein of 237 amino acids.
AUGCUGGUACAACUUGGUAGUGUACCAACAAUCGUAAUCUCCUCUGUUGAAGCUGCAGAGCAAGUCAUGAAAAUACAUGAUCUUGACUUAUGUAAUAGACCUCUACUUGCUGGAGAAAAACGUGUUUUCUAUGAUUGCAGAGAUAUCAUUUUUGCACCUUAUGGAGAGUAUUGGAGGGAAAUUCAGAAAAUAUGUGUUUUUGAACUUUUUAACGCAAAAAGGGUGCAAUCUUUUAAGGUAGUCAGAGAAGAGGAAAUUGUUGUUCUUAUUAAAUCCAUAUCAGAUUCUCCAAAUACUACUACUACUACUACAGUUAACGUUUAUGAAAUGUUAUCAAGUUUUACACAUAAAACAAUAUGUAGAGUUUCUUUUGGUAGCAUAACAGACGAAAGUAACAAUGAAAGACUUUCACAAAUUAUUUCUGAAUUUACAGUUGUUUUGAGUAGUUUCUUUGCGAAUGAUUUUUUUCCUAAGGUAGGUUGGAUUGUCGAUAGGAAAAGCGGACUCCACGGUAAAACUGAAAAAUGCUUUCGUGAUAUUGACAGAAUUUUUCAAGAAAUGAUAAACAAACAUGUCGACCCGGAGAGAGUAAAGACAAACCAUGAUGAUAUAAUAGACGUUUUGCUGAAAAUAAAGAACGAUCCAGUGAUUACAAUUCUUCUCACUCACGACCAUAUAAAAGCAGUUAUCCAGGUGUUUUGGGGUAAAAACUGA